CCCAGGACCGUGCGGCUUCGCUAUCGCGGCCCCUUCGACGAUCCACUGCGAUACAUCGAGGAUUCCAGGUCGAUGUCUCCCUCCCGUGAGCCCGUCUCCCCCAGGCGUUGCCGCUGGGAACCGCGCAGCCAGAGGCCACUCUUGCCUAGGGCCGCUCCUGCGCGUGCGUCGCUGGGCUCUGGCUGCGGGCCGCCAUGGCUGAUGACUCGAUCGGAUGGGAUGAGCCCAGCUGGCACGAUUGCCUCGACGGCACGGAGGAGGCCCUGGCGGAAGACGAGGGCGACGACGACCCCGAGCCCAUCCUGUGGGUCACGGCUAUGGACGACGACGACGACGACGAGCAGACUGAUGCCGUUGAUGUGCCCAUGCAGCCCGCAGACGAGACGGAGAGCCCCUCGAGGAGGAGUUUUUUGACGCCGUCGACGCGUGCACCGAGGAUGCCGAGGUCGUCAUCCUGGACGACAAUUGCCAGGCGUGCGCCCUGGUGCACACUGUGCCUCUCUCUUGCAGCCAGGGCGGUAGAGCAGGUGCAGCUUUGGUGCGGGAGGCGGCUCGAGGUGAUGGGUCGCCCCUGGCCCAAGGUGCCCACACUUCACGCGGCCCAGUGCUCCCCUGGGGCUCCAAAGGGGAGCGAAAAGCUGGGGACACCUCGGGGCACGG
Molecule: messenger RNA, 660 nt
Organism: Prorocentrum cordatum
Lineage: Eukaryota; Dinophyceae; Prorocentrales; Prorocentraceae
Source: the annotation of a GenBank genome assembly